GGGCGGGGCUAAAGCGGUGCUACGGGUCUCCAGUUGCCUUUGCGUUCAACGGCCACAUUUCAAACUAGAAUGGCGACUGCUGUCUGCGGUCUGCAGUCCACCGGCAACAGCAGCAAACCCGUGAAAACGCACCGAGAGCACCGCAGGAAAGCAAAGGAUUCUCGAAGGAGACAAGCGGCGUUGUUAUUUCUAACUAAUAUCUCACUCGACGGACGGCCCCAGUGUCAGCUGAGCGAUGGAAACGCCGACCACAGAGCCGCCGAGGAGCAGCGACUCGGGAGCAGAGGCAGCGGCGCAACGCUCGAGCCCCUGCCGGCGGUUAGCCAGGAACCAGUCGUCCAGGUGACUGAACCCGCCAAUGCCGGAAGUGGCUCGUCCUUCAUUUCCCCCGGGAUGGUGGUCAGUCCAACCCGACCUUCUGCAGCAAUGUCCCCGGGACCUGCCGGGGCGUCCGCUGUGGGGGCCAACGAUGUAUUUUUGGAGGUUGGUAGUGGGGCCGAGACGCUCACCCUGGACACCCCUCUGUCUCCGGUUACCACCGGACACCAGCCCUGCUCCCGUGUCAGGUCAACGGCCGCCGCUAUUAGCCCGGUCCCGACCGGUAAUUCUCUGGAUUCACGGUUGAGGAAUGUCUCUGGUUCUCCUGGACCCAAGGUGCCAAAGAAAGUCCACUUCAUCAAGAGUAUGAGACAAUACGAUACCAGGGGAUGUAGGAUCGUGCUGAUUUGUGCCAAGCGGUCGCUAUAUGCUGCUUUCUCAGUGCUGCCCUAUGGAGAGAGUGCGCACCUCAGUGACCCGAAGCUGGAAGCACAGAGACAGAGGUUGUCUUCUGUGGUGGCUGCAGACCUGCUUCCUUCCCUUGAAGGCGUGGAGCUUGGAGACUGCAGCAAGACGGUGUCGUACGCUCAGUUCCUUUACCCAACCAAUGCCUUGGUGAGACAGAAGAGCGGCGGCGCACCAGAGAACUGCCCAGCUCAGACCCCACACUCCCGUUUCCGUGGCAACGGGCAGAGGAACUUCACCCCGGCUCGCCUGAACAGCAGCGUGGCUCAAGACCCUUCUACAGAGGAGGUGGUAGAAUACAAUCCUAACCUACUCAGUGACCCUCAGUGGCCGUGUGGGAGACACAAGAGGGUUCUGAUCUUUGCAUCAUACGUGACGACUGUCGUCGAGUACGUGAAACCAUCUGACCUGAAGAAGGACAUGAAUGAGACUUUCAAGGAGAAGUUUCCUCACAUCAAGCUCACGCUGAGCAAGAUAAGAAGCCUGAAGCGGGAGAUGCGGGCCAUGAGCGACGACUGCGGUCUCCAGCCGGUCACCAUAGCGAUGGCUUUUGUUUACUUUGAGAAGCUGGUGCUGCAGGGCUGCCUCAACAAGCAGAACCGGAAGUUGGUGGCUGCUGCGUGCGUGCUGCUGGCCGCCAAGAUCAGCAGCGAUCUGCGGAAGCCAGAAGUCAAGCAGCUCAUUGAUAAGCUGGAGGAGCGUUUCCGCAUCAACAGACGGGAGUUGAUUCCGUUGGAGUUCCCGGUGCUGGUUGCCUUGGAGAUGGGCCUCUACCUACCCGAGAGUAAGGUUAUGCCACACUACCGCAAGCUGGUGCAGCAAGGCUAGGUCGCCUCGGAGUGUGUGUGGGUGGAGUAAUCGGCCCCGUUUGGGUGGUGGAGCGACCGCUUCAUAAACUGGUCUUGAAACAAAUACUUCUGAUACUAUAUAUUUUCAGUCGGCUCAAGUCGCUCACUGUUUAUGAAGGAUAACUUGUUUACUCAUAUUUAAGUACGUCUCUCUGAAUGUCUUUUUGUACGUGUGGCGUUGCUGAUGCGUUCGUGAACUCUAUGUUAGAGGUGUUUUGAGGAGCACGUUAAUUGUGCUUUUAUUUUAAUACGUCCUAGUGUUCUUAAACUAUUUAAAUUAAACAUACGCUGUGAUGUUUGUGGAAGACUCGUCUCCUGCACAUUUCUCACGACUACCCAGUCGGUUUAGUACUUAUGAAUUACAAGGAACCAAACUGUUGAUUUAGUAAAUGCCUUUUUAAGCCCACUGACAUUGAAGUGAUUUUAGCCAUGAGACUGACACUAGAUUGUUGGUGGAAAGAUCAUAACCUUCAAUUUAUGUUUGUUCAAUACUUGUAUGUUCAACAAUAAUCCAGCCACAUUCAUAUUUAUUUUAUGAAUAGAAAAUAUUAGUACACUCGUGUGGCUAGCCGAGUUCAGACUGCGCCGAUAUACACUUCAACUGUUCCGCUGUAAGGAAAGGAGUCUUGAUCUAUUUAUAGUAAAUGUGAUGUUUUUAAUUUGAAUGUCAUUAACCAGAGAUGUUUUUAUAUUUGAAAAAAAGAAAAUACUGCACUGGAAUUUAUUCCUGUCUAGUUGACGCAUCUUUCCGUUCUCAGGAGUUUUUACGUUCUCGUGUCUGAAUGGCUAAAAUCUAAUCCAAAGAGAUUAUAAUUAUAUGUAUUACAGUUGCUGUGAUCUCUGUGCUCCCAUUGUAAGUGAAUGGAAGGUGACUGAUUGUACUGCUGACAUAACAAGUACCACACUUUAUUAACGUGACUGCAGUUGCCAAUUAACGUGUAGUUCUUCAGAUUUUAGGUGUUUGUGUACGACAAGAAAAAAAGUGCCUAAAACUACAGCAGCAGUGAAAUGAACCAUGAGUGACGGUUGAGUAUUGCUGCUGUAGAGACCUUUAAGUGUUGUGGUUUGUAUUGUGCUGAAAACAUUUAUUAUGAUAAACAUCCAAAUAGAUAUAUGUAACUGCAGAAAAUGUUGUAUUUGUAUGGUUGAUGUCAAAUGUGUAUUUAUUCAUUGUUUCAUACUGUAAAAUGAAUGUUUUUCAAAUAUAUUUUCAGAAACUGAAAAAUCA
This is a messenger RNA of Pseudoliparis swirei, 2859 nucleotides long. It is a transcript of the gene cables2a, whose product is annotated as Cdk5 and Abl enzyme substrate 2a. The record is from RefSeq and is a predicted model, not a curated record. NCBI's taxonomy places the organism in Eukaryota, Metazoa, Chordata, Actinopteri, Perciformes, Liparidae. Gene Ontology annotation, biological process: regulation of cell cycle. Bases 70 to 1611 code for a protein of 513 amino acids. The transcript is spliced from 9 exons.